This is a messenger RNA of Trichoplusia ni (cabbage looper), 2714 nucleotides long. Its product is annotated as rho-related GTP-binding protein RhoN-like. Bases 75 to 773 code for a protein of 232 amino acids. The transcript has 6 exons. NCBI's taxonomy places the organism in Eukaryota, Metazoa, Arthropoda, Insecta, Lepidoptera, Noctuidae. Gene Ontology annotation, molecular function: GTPase activity; GTP binding. The record is from RefSeq and is a predicted model, not a curated record. Gene Ontology annotation, biological process: small GTPase-mediated signal transduction.
AGCUAGUCCCUCUUCCAGACACCAUUUAUAUCUAACAGUAAUACAAAAUAUUCUCUUCCUUUCCAGUUAUCACCAUGUGGUCCGGCAAGAAGUGCUCGGACACGAACGCCAGCACCCCUACUGCUGAGGAGGAGAUCAAGGUGGUGCUGGUGGGAGACACCCAGUGCGGGAAGACCUCGCUAGUGCAGAGAUUUGUCUCCGAUACAUUUAUAGAGGCGUACACACCGACGGGUUUCGAGAAGUAUGGCUGCACCUGCGCAGUCGCAGACUACAGAGUCAACUUCUCCGUAUGGGAUACGUCAGGUACAACAGCAUAUGACACGGUGAGACCGCUGGCGUACCAGGACGCGAGGGUGUUCAUGUUGUGCUUCAACAUUGCCGAACCCGAGACCUUGCACAACGCUGCCGCCAAAUGGUUCAGAGAAGUUCGGACCCACGGCGGCUCGGCCCCUGUGCUGCUCUGCGGCUGCAAGGCUGACCUUCGGCACGACAAAGAGACACUCACCAUGCUGUCCAAACUCAGAACACAUCCAGUCACUAGUGAAGAGGCUCUAUCGGUAGCGAGACAGCUUGGUGCGAUGACCUACGUGGAGACAUCAGCCAGGGCUUCCACAAAAGGCGUAAAAGACGCUUUCGAGGUCGCUGCACUCGCCGCGCUCGGAAAACUAAAUAAACAGCAAAUGAAACAACAGAAACAAGCUGGCCGUAGCAAAAGCAAGCGCGACUUGAAAGCCGAACUGAAAGGGCGCGCGAAGAGUUGCUGCGUCAUGUGAUCCGUGGCCGGCCACCCUUCUCGGUGGCCGCACGACUGUUAGGCGACCACCGCCCCCUCUUCUAGAACCCAAUCGUUCCACAAGGAACCCGACCGGGCCUAAGUAUACGCCUUGCGGGACCCCGACGUAAUUUUUCACUGACGUUGUUCUCCAUCCAACAAGCGAGAACAAAAAUACGACACAUGUAUUAAGUGUCACUAUUUAUUAUGUUUAAGUGAAAUGACUACGUGCGAUGUGAAGAAAUAAAUGUUAAUGUAAGUGUGAUUCGUUAUCGAAAGCCUAAUAGAGAACUAUUAUUAUUAAUGUAUGAUAAAUUUACAAUGGGAGGGGAACGAAGUUCGUUGGACUUUAGGUGAAGGUAUCAGUAAAUAAAAAGGUGCAAUGAAAUUAUAGCCCUCAGGGUUAGAGCGUGAGCCUGUGAUAAAAGUAAAAAUAGAAAAUUUGCGAUGAAAAAUAGAAUUGUUAGAUUGAAUUAAACGGCGAGACGACGCUCAUUUUGGCAUUAUAUAUCAUCAGAAUAACAAACAUUAAUGUAAAAGAUCAUAUUAGUUAGGAAGAUAUAUUCGUUUUCAUAUACAUGAACAGAACGUAAUACUAAGUGUAAAUUGAUGUUUUCUAUAAGAUAGCAUUCAUUUGUACAGAUUGUAUAAUUGUUGUUUUAUGUAGGACCAAUGUUGCUAUUAAUUUUGAUGUGGCUUCAUUUUUUAAGGCUACGAGUUGAAAAUUUUCUUUGUGAUAUGAAUACGUAAAUAUAACUUAAAAUGCACAAAGGUGGACAAUACUAAAUAAGAGAGGUCCAUUGACUAGUUAAUUCAUGUCCAUGUUGCUAUAGGUGUUAGUAUUUUGUACCUUUACAAUAAUAUUGAACGAAUAAAUGUUGCUUCUCUGUGGAAAGACGUAGAUUCAAGUAAUGUUAAGAUCAUUCUUCACUUUGCGAUUUGAAACAUUAAAUUUCUUUAAAUCUCUCAUUUGGCUUUAUCAAAAUUGAAUUUUACCGACAAUUGUCUAUAUUGCUUAGUUUGUAAAGCUAUUGGUGGAUGAGACACUUCCAAUGGCCGUAAAAUCCUGCCUACCUUCACUAAUAUUCAGUGGAAGAAAAAGACAAUUUAAAGCUAAGUUGUAUUUUGAAACAAUGUUUGUAGUAAUGUUCUACAUUUUCAGAUUCACUUAAACAGUUGAAAUUCUGUCCCGUUUCAAUAAGGUCGAAAAACCGAAGCAAAAACCUAAAACACUUAGGGCUUGUUGAACUUCAUCCUAUUCCUAAGUUAUUUUAACCAAAAUGUCCGCUCAUUUUCAUCUUAUGAAACCCGAAGCAUGAAAUAAUAAAAGCAAGCGUUGAAUGUCACAACUUACAAUUAGAUUUCGAGUCACGUGACCCGUAACUCAAGGCACAGCCACUCCCAUAGUCCCUAGCGCGAUAUAAAACUAAAAAUGAAUAAUACGAAAAUAAAUGAAUAACGAAAAUUUUAAACUAGCUGAAUAAGCUGGUUUCGUCCGCAUAAUUGGUACACUAUUAAAAUCUUUACAUUUAAAUCUUCUUUAAUUUAAAAUCGGUACAACUCUUGUAGUAGGUACCUAUAUGAAAGAAAAUUACAAAUAAAAUUGAAUUUAAAAUUUUACCAUUGAGUUUUAUAAUAAAUCAUUUUUGAGUUAUGGUCAUAGAGACUUAUCCGACAUUAUUUUUAUGAGCGUAAUAAAUAUACAUUUAAUUAAUAUUCUUAAAUAAUUAAAUAUCCAACUUAUUCCACAUAAAUAAUUGUUUGAAAGUUAAUAGGACUCGGAUUCUAAUCAGUUUCUUUGAUUAAAAUACGGACAAAAUUUAAUAACUUAUUGUGACAAAGUACUUCUGUUUUACACCCUGUAAAAUAUGUCUUUUAGUAAAUUUCUAAAGCACUCAAGACGAGCAUUUGAAACCACUAGCUUUUAAAAUUAAAGUAAUAA